CAGCCGUAAACACACUCAUUCCAUUCCUUCUGCCGCCAAAACCUCCUUUUUUUCACUCACUUCAAAUCUGCAUCACAUCGAGCUGAACCAGCGGCGAAAGGCAACUCAACAAUGAGCUCUAAGAUGAGAAAUAAGGUGCAGAAGAAGUUCAACAUGAGGGGUUACAAACUCAAAAUGGAAGCCCUAACGGAAAUCCUUGGAUUCAUCGGCCGAUUUCCCGAUGCGGAAGACGAAGCGCUCGAUCUACUCCUCGACGAGCUGCAUAACGUCUCAUUGAAAUCGUCGAUACUGGAUAAGGAGCCGGUGCAGAGAGUGGUGGCGCUUUUGCUUGAAGCUGAAGCUGCGGUGGAGGAGAGUCCGACGACUAGCGGUCAUAGCUCGGCUGCCUCUGCGUCUGCUUUGAGAAUCAUUGAUGCAUUUGAUUUCCCCAAAUUUCGUUAUGAUGCGAUCAAAAAAUUAUUUCACAAGUACUCGGGAAAGCUCCCAAUUUAUGGUGAUGCGCCUGCAAAGGUCACGCUAUACAGAGAUAGGUUUAUGUUGUUGUUUCAAAGGCUCUCCCGGGAUCCUCAUUUUUCUAGGCCUGUUUUUGAUAGUGAUAUGUCAGAUUACGGCAGCUGCCAGAUAUCGCCAAUUCAAUCUCUGGUUGGUCAGAGAGGAAAGAGAUGGGUCAUGGGACUUAUAUCUCAACUGGAGGAUGGCCAUUUCUACCUGGAAGACUUAACUGCUGCUGUGGAAGUUGAUUUAUCCAAUGCAAGAAUCACUACAGGGUUUUUUGUUGAGAACACAAUUGUCUUAGCAGAAGGCGAGAUGCUCAUGGAUGGUAUCUUUCAGGUGAAAACAUGUGGAUUUCCUCCAUUAGAGGACAGAGAAAAGUCACUUGCAAUGCUAGCAGGACUUGAUUUUUUUGGCAGUGGUUCACUUACCAAAGAGGAGAUGGUUAGACUUGCAGAGCUUGAAAGAGGGGCAGUUAAUGACAUGUUUGUGAUACUCUCUGAUGUUUGGCUGGACCAUGAGGAGACUAUGGAGAAACUUGAGAUCAUCCUCAAUGGUUAUGAGAAUGAGAAUGUAGUCCCGUCUCUGUUCGUUUUCAUGGGAAACUUCUCUUCUCAUCCAUGUAAUCUUUCUUUUAGUUCUUACUCCAGCAUCAGAUCAAACUUUGGGAGACUAGGCAAAAUGAUUGCGGAUCAUCAACGUCUAAAAGAACAUAGUAGAUUUCUUUUCAUUCCUGGUCCUGAUGAUAUAGGACCUUCACAUGCUCUACCCAGAUGCUCGUUGCCAAAAUACAUAAUUGAGGAGUUUCAAAGUCACAUUCCAAAUGCUGUAUUUAUGAGUAAUCCUUGCAGAAUCAGAUUUUAUACGCUAGAAAUUGUAUUUCUACGGGAAGAUAUGCUUUACAAAAUGCGGAGAUCAUGUCUGAUGCCUCCUUUAACUGAAGAAACAAGCGACCCAUUCGAGCAUCUUGUUGCGACCAUAGUGCAUCAAAGCCAUCUUUGCCCUCUGCCCUUGAGCGUACAGCCCAUAAUUUGGAACUUUGAUCACUGUCUUCAUUUGUAUCCAACUCCACAAACAUUGAUGCAGAUUGUCCUGGGGGAUAGAAGUGAACAGAAGGCAUUCAAGUACACUGGAGUUACAUGCUUUAACCCUGGUUCCUUCUCAAAUGACUUCACUUUUGUGGCCUAUCGACCUUGCUCGCAGGAAGUUGAACUAUCGGCUGUGUAAGUAUGGUUUCCGGUUGUUAAAUGCACAAAUAGACAUUUGAGAAUUGAGUGUUCCUAUUUAACUGGGACAUAGCUCUUUGGAAGUCUUAUUAUCAAAUUUGUAGGGUUGAAUUUAUUGAAAAGUUGCUGCACAUAUUGUAUUCUCCUUGUAGGUCAGCAACCUCAUUUCUAUGAUUCUCUGUAAUUUUUAGAGUUUAUGAUGCAAUUUUACCCAGCUAAGCUUGUGGGCGAAUUUCCAUUUUAUGUAAUGUAAUUGUAUACAUACCUGACUCAGAAUAGUUCCCUAAACAUUAUAGUUUUGAUUUUCAAAUUUCUGAUUCCUAGAGCUCUGAAACCAGAUU
Messenger RNA from Salvia splendens (bonfire salvia), 2059 nucleotides. Its product is annotated as DNA polymerase epsilon subunit B. The transcript is spliced from 13 exons. The record is from RefSeq and is a predicted model, not a curated record. Gene Ontology annotation, molecular function: DNA binding. Gene Ontology annotation, biological process: error-prone translesion synthesis; DNA-templated DNA replication. Lineage: Eukaryota; Viridiplantae; Streptophyta; Magnoliopsida; Lamiales; Lamiaceae. The coding region runs from base 112 to 1719 and encodes 535 amino acids. Gene Ontology annotation, cellular component: epsilon DNA polymerase complex.